Plasmodium malariae is the source of this 3849-nucleotide messenger RNA. Its product is annotated as exportin-1, putative. The transcript is spliced from 4 exons. Gene Ontology annotation, cellular component: nuclear matrix; cytoplasm; nuclear pore. The record is from RefSeq and is a predicted model, not a curated record. NCBI's taxonomy places the organism in Eukaryota, Apicomplexa, Aconoidasida, Haemosporida, Plasmodiidae. Gene Ontology annotation, molecular function: small GTPase binding; tRNA binding. Bases 1 to 3849 code for a protein of 1282 amino acids. Gene Ontology annotation, biological process: tRNA re-export from nucleus.
AUGGACGAGCUGGAAGUAGCAAUUUUAUGCUUGUAUGGAAACGAAAAUGAGCAGAUCAGCAAAAAUGAUGCGCAGAAAUUUUGUGAGAAUUUUCAAAACACUAUGGAUAGUUGGAAAUACUGCAUUAACAAGCUUGUUGAGUCAGAUAAAUUAGAAAUAAAAUUUUAUUGCGUUCAUGUAUUAAUUGAUAAAUUGUCCAUAUUGAAAAUAGAUGAUUUGAUAUAUAUAAAAAAUUCCUUAUAUAAUUAUUUAGAAAAAAAGUAUAUUACAGUGAAUGAAGAUAUAUGUGUGGUAAACAAAAUAGUGCAGUUGUAUGUAUCAUUGAUAGAAGUAUUAUAUCCUAACAAUAUGAAUGAUGCAUUCAAAUUUUUACUAAAUUUAAUUAUGAUAAAUAAUGAUAUGAGAAUAAAAAAUUUAUAUAUAACUUUUUUUUUAAAAAUAAUGAAUAUGAUUGAUGCAGAUUAUAUUGACAAUAUGUACUCCAAAAAAAAUAUACAAGUAACAACACAUUUGAAAGAAGCAAUAAAAAAUAAUGAUUUGCCAAUAAUUAUUGAAUGUUUUUAUUUUAUAAUGAAUUUAAAUAUUGAGAGUCAGAGUAGUCUUAGUAUUUUUACUUUAUCCAAAUAUAUAACCUGGAUUGAUAUAAAUUAUGUUGUAAAUGAUAAAAUUCUUGGUUUUAUAUAUCAGGGAUUAAAUUCGAUGAACACUAUAACUGAAGCGAGUUAUUGCUUCUUAACUGCGUUAAUUCGUAAGGGUAUGAGUGCAGUUAAUAAAAUACAAUUUAUUGAAAAUGUAAAUAUUAUUUAUAUACUUGAAAAUGUACCUAAAACUACUGAGUUGUCUUUUGAUAUAAACAAAAAUAUUAUGUUAAAAAGAGGAGAGCUGAUUAACUACUUAUGUUUAGAGUUAACGGAAUCCAUAUAUGAAAUUACCAAAUUGAAAGAUUAUAAUAUGAACAUAUUAAAAUAUAAUGAAAUAUGUGAUAAGGCAAAUAAUAUGAUAUUUUUAGUUUUACCACAUGCUCUGAAUAUAUUUGCUGUGGAUAAUUUUUACAUAGCUAGUACAGUAGAAAAGUUUUUCAGUUUGUUUUUUACAAAAUUUAAAAGUAUUGUAGAUUUACCUUCAUCUACUCUUACAAUCAAUAAUUCUAUUUCAUCAGAUAAAACAAAUAAUAUUAAUAUGAAUAUAAAUACUUAUAAAAUACCCGUCUCAAAGUUAAACGUAUUUAUUAAUACCCUUAUUUGUACUACUGUAAAUAAAUUUGAAUUUCCAUUAUAUAUUAACGAAGAUUAUGAUGAAGAGGAUGAAGACUUUAUAGCAUUUAACACAUUUAGAGGAAAUAUGGAAAAACUAUUUCAACGAUUAAUAUUAUUCGAUAAGUUAAAAGCCAUCGAAAUUAUUAAGAAUGCUAUUAUUUACAUUAAUCAAAAUUUUGAUAACCUUAAAUGGAACAGUAUUGAAUCCAAUUUAUAUGCCUUCUAUAUCACAACGUCCAUUUAUACAGAUUAUAAAAGCAGUGCAUCUAGUCUGAGCGCAAAUUCUAAUACUAGCGCAGUUAAUAGUACAAAUACUGCUAAUCAUAGUAAUAGUAAUACGGCUGAUUAUACUUCUAACACCGUUAACCACAAUGGUAUUAAGAACGCCGUAAUAGCAGCGAACAGCACGAGUAAAAACCAUAUGGACAGCUUCAAGCAACAAAAAGAGUUAGCAGGUCUAACGGCAGAUUAUAACAAACUACUCUUUGAUUGUUUAAUGGAGUUACUGAAAAACAGAAAAAUUGUAAAUUGUAGUAAUCAUCUUAUCAAUAUCAAUUUGAUGGAAAUAUUUCAAAGACUAAAUUUAUUUUUUCUUAAAAAUCCUGAGUAUAUAGAAUAUUCUCUGCAUGUAUUUAUAACUAACGGUAUUAGGAGUAAUAAAAAUAAAGUAGUAAAAAGGGCUGUUCAUAUUUUCAAGAAAUUUUUAAAAACUAAUUCGUCUGUUAUAUCUAAAUAUAUUAAAGAAAUACUACAUAUGUUGGAACCUUUUUUAGAAAUUCCAUCAGUACAACAAAAAAUAAACAAAGGGAAUAAUACGAAUAACACGAAUACCACAAAUAAUACUAAUAACACGAAUAAUACGAAUAACAUAAAUAGAAGCAUGCUAGAUAAUAACAUAUCUUUAGAUGAUGAUACCAUUAAAUCCAUUUAUAAUUACAUUUAUUCGGAUAAAAAUUAUACAUACGAGGAUCAGAUAGACAUAUACGAAACUGCAGGCCUAUUGUUAUUGCACUAUGAUUUCUCGAGGAUUAAAAAAGCUUCAAGGAGUGAAAAAUCUCAUCAGCAGCAGAGCACAAUCGUGGGUAAUGUUAGUAUUAGUGGUAAUCUUAGUAGUGAUGGUUUAGGUGCAAACAUAGGUAAUGCAGACACUAAUAGUGUGUACACUGACGUAUGCACGGAUUUGAAUACCCGAAAUGAAAAAAUGAACGAAGAGCUAAUACCGAAUUAUAAGGAUAGAAUAUUUUUUUUCAACGGUAUUUUGAAGAAAUUAGUAGAAAACUUGGCUACAAUUAAGAAUCUGUUUUUAAAUUCAUCAAGAACACAACAUGAUAAUUUAUGCUUAAGUUUUACAUGUAGUGUCGUUAUUAGAUGUAUUGGUGCCUUAUGCAAAAAUGUAAAUAUUAAUAUGACAGAUCCGUUAAUAAAUGAUUUGGACAAUACUUUAGGUAUGAUUAUAAGUGAAUCUUUAGAAUUGUUUUAUAAUAAUUAUAUUGUUAGAGACUCAGUGUUGUUUACUUAUAGAAUUCUUUCUAACUUAUUUAAAGAAUUAUCUCUAAAUUAUACUAUUAAAAUUUUACCAUAUUUUUAUAACAUAUCGUAUAAUAUUAUAAUGACAAAAAUGGAGAAAUCUGGUAUUCGUACUGUUCCAGGUAGUAGUAAUAAUAGUGAUAGUGCUAGUGGAAUACCUCCUGGUAGAGCACAAAAUGAUAACUCGUUUUCAUUCGAUAUGAUUACACCUACGUCAUAUCAAAUGGUAAGUAGGGGCACAACAAAUGAUGGAACUAAGUUCUCUAGCUUAUAUCAAGAGGAAUUGAAAUAUUUAUAUAAUGAAUUGAAUGAAUUAAGUAUAUUAGUUUGCCAUCUCAUAUCAACAUAUAAAGAGAAGUCGUUUGACACUUUUGUUAAACCAUAUAUACAUAACAUUACACAGAUUCAUAUAAAUGUAUGGAAAUGUAUUAAUGUACAAUCAGUUGAAAUGCAGAGAGAACAGAAUUCAGUAUUAUCCCCCUUAUUACUAAUACUUUAUAAUAUUUCUUUGAAUAUACCAUCAUCUAUUCAUAAUUUUAUCUCAUUUAAAAAUAUUGCUUUAAAUCAUAAACACUUUUGUGAGUUAUUUUCGAAUGACGAGAUUAUGAAAACAAACAUUUCAGAUGCCAUUACUAGUAUAUUACUUAUAUCUUUAAAUUACAAAAACACCAAUGAUUUGAAUAUUUGUUUUUACUCUGCUCAAACGGUUUCUAACAUGCUCAACAAUGCCGCAUGCAUGGCCAACGCAAAUGAGAUACUGAGUAAAUAUCCCUUAAUACAAAUCAUAGACACUCUGUGUGUUACUCUCAAAUCACUUGAUUACUCGGAUCCGAAGAAUAAGAAGAUAAUUCAAGAAGUUUUAAAUAUAUUUCGACUAUUUUGUGGGUUUAAAGUGAAUGCAAAUUGCUUACCAAACAAAAUUACGCAGAAUUCACAAAUAUGCUUACAUAAUUCCCUGCUGGAAGUCUUUAAAAACAAUCGUAAUGAUAUUGGAGUUUUAUUUCAAGCUAUCAACGCGAACAAUCAACAACAAUUUAGGCAAAUUUUGUCAAAUCUAGUUAUAUGA